Molecule: messenger RNA, 2349 nt
Organism: Lichtheimia ornata
Lineage: Eukaryota; Fungi; Mucoromycota; Mucoromycetes; Mucorales; Lichtheimiaceae
Exons: 8
Coding region: 1-2349 (782 amino acids)
Biological process (GO): DNA integration
Molecular function (GO): nucleic acid binding
Source: RefSeq, a predicted model, not a curated record
AUGACCGAUCUUCCCCAAAAUACAACAUCCAACGAGUGCCAAUGGUUGUCCCGUUCGAGAUUCCAAGAACUCUUAACAGAGUACCGAAACGACAUGGCGGAAUACCAACGUGCGAAGGCGUUUAUCAAUCAGGAUACGUAUAACGAUAUCAAGGCGAUCUUGCAGGGCAAUAAUCCUUCGCACCCACGUACUUCCAAAUUCCGUUCUUGGGUACGCACAAAUUACCAACUUCUGGAUAUGGGCAACGGCAUCUUUGUUGUGACACGCCUAGGUAAUACCGAUAAGGUUAUUGCGAUUGAGGAACAACUCUACGACACCAUCACUAGUGCCCAUGAAGCUUGUGGACAUGGUGGCAGAGAUGCUACGAAGUACAAGCUUAAGCGAUAUAUGAAUUACCCAAGGCGUUUUAUUCAGGUUGUUAUCAAUCAUUGUAGCACAUGUGCUGUUACCAGCAAGGGACGUACACCAGCAACAACAACCGCGGGAAAGGCAAUCCAUGCCAAUCAUUCAUGGCACAUGGACCUUAUUGAUUAUGGUGGUGCAAAAACCCCAAAUGGAAAACCACGCUAUAUUUUCCAUAUCAGGGAUCAUCGAACCAAAUUCACAUGGGCAUUUCCGCUUUUGAGAAAGGAAUCCAAAGUUGUGGGUCAAAAGCUUCACGAGUUGUUUUGUCAAGUUGGGCCCCCUGUGUUUCUUCAAAGCGACAAUGGAGGCGAAUUUAAGGCGGAGGACAUGAAAGCUGAGCUUAAGUCAAAAUGGCCAACCCUACGUUUCAUCCAUGGUCGACCACGCAAUCCACAAAGUCAAGGAGGGGUUGAGCGUGCAAACAGAACAUUGGAGGAAGUCUUGGAUGCAUGGGUUGACAACAAUCCAGAGGUGCAUUGGUCGGAAGGGCUUGGCAUGGCCGUAUACGCGGUGAAUACAAGGUAUACAAGAACAACCAAUACGACGCCUUAUCGCCUUGUUUUCGGCCAAGAUGAGACAUCAGCACAUCAUCAUUUGCAAGAGUACCUCAAGCACCUGAAUGAAGGGGAAGACAUCUUCUACAUCGAUGACCUCAAACAUCUUGGACUUGGUGAUGACGAACCUGCUGGCGAGGAUAACGAGGACUAUGAUAGCGAUCAAGCUAUGUACGCUGCCCUACAACGUCAUGAGGAGUUGGAUGAUGACAAUGAUCAAGAUUACACCAGCACCGAUAACCAUAACAAUGAACCAAUGGAAACUGAUUUUGCAUAUGGUAAGUCUUUAUUCACCUUGACAACCAAAGACGCCACAAGCUUUAACAUUACUUUUGAUAGAUUUUACUACUUUGGACGACCACGAAGAUCAUCAAGAGCAAAUGCGUAUACUCCCACAGCUGAUGACGACCAUGAUACCUCUUCUACACCGGAUCCAAAUCAUAGCUUUAACGCUAGCCACACCAACAACGGUGAUCGUGAACAUCUAGAUUCCAAUGACCUGACAGCACCGUUUAUCGAGUUACGCCCUCCUGCUGGCCAAGGUCUCAUGCGUAUACCUAUUGAGCACGUUGAUGAUUAUCGUGGGUUGUAUCCUGAGGGGAUGGCUGCAUCCGUUGAAUCAAUUUUUCGUGUGGACAAGGAUGGUAAUCAUCUCGAGGUGGAUAUUCACGAUUUGUUCGACGACGAUGAUGAAGACAUCUUUGGACCACCAUCAGGUAGAGGAAAUCAUGGUACAGAAAGCACCCAAGGUUCUAUUAUUACAGGAUCAUGCGAUGAUAUUGCCUCUCGUCACCAACCAAUCCUAAGUGCUGCAUCCAAGCAUUAUGAGAAAAGUGUGCAAGAUAUCCAAAAGCAGCUACUUGCAAGACAAAAAGAACCUCCUGUGUAUAAAAUUGGUGAUUACGUCGGCCUGUAUAUCGAUCCACGCGACCGCAACAAGCAGCAUCAAGAAUACUUUCCAUGUAUGGUAUACGACGUUUCCGUCAAAGACGAUGGUCAUCGUAUAUACAAGGUUCGCUGCAAGAAAGGACCGCUUGCCAAUGGAUACCAUGCAAGGGAGCUGAAGGAUUUCAGAGGAAUCGAUUUCAAAUCAUUGGAAGGCAUUCAAGCAACCACUGUGAAUGAUAACGAUCGAUUGUUGUCACUUCGAGAAGCUGUUCGGGUAUCUUCGGAGCCAUCAUCCCACCACGAGGCAGCCAAUAAUAGCCCCACCGACCAAGGGACCCUGUCUGAAGACGCUGCUCAACCCGAAUCAACAUCGAACAAAGUUAGCAAUGCAACAAGAAACCGCAACCGCAAGCGCAUAAACCGGCAAACAUCCCGUCGCAUUACACGAUCUCAAACAAAACGGCAAACACGGUCAUCGACGAGAAAAACAACAAGGAAGUAG